Molecule: messenger RNA, 3651 nt
Organism: Acanthamoeba castellanii str. Neff
Lineage: Eukaryota; Discosea; Longamoebia; Acanthamoebidae
Product: Ubox domain containing protein
Exons: 14
Coding region: 1-3651 (1216 amino acids)
Biological process (GO): transcription by RNA polymerase II; protein ubiquitination
Molecular function (GO): DNA binding; zinc ion binding; ubiquitin-protein transferase activity
Source: RefSeq, a predicted model, not a curated record
AUGAACGGUGGCGACAGCACGACGGUGACGGUGACGAACUUGGGUGGUGCCCCCAGCCCGCUGCCCGAUAGGGAUGGUGUGGUGACGAGCACGCUCGCCGAGCCGACGUCGUUGUCGUCUUCUGUCCAACCGAGCCCUGAUGCCGAGUGCAUAGAUGACGAGCCCAGGAGCAGCCCCAAGCGCAGGAGAGGCUGCGAUGACGAGGCGCAGCCGACGCGAGAGAGCAACCAGGUGGCCGCCGAAGCCGCCAAGCCCACGGGUCCCGCGGCUGGAGCCAGCACUUCGGCGGCGCCGGUGGACCCGCCGCAGCCAGCAGGCGGCCCGACAGCCGCACCGGUGAGCACUCCCAGCAGCGGGUCCACGCCCGACUACGGCCUCUUCGUCGAGGACCACAAGGUGGAGCUGCAGCGCGUCCAAAUCGACGUGCUCCUGCUCGACUUGUGCGUGGACGUACGCGUGCGCCAGGUCUUCGCAGUCUCCAAGCCGGCCAAGCGCAAGCUCGGAGCCAGCGACGACGGCACGACCGACAACGAGGCCGGCCCGCGGCUGGCGUUCGCGUUUCCCAUCGACGACGUGAAGGCCGGCGUCUACCACUUCAGCGCCCGCCUCGGCCCCGACCAGGUCAUCACGGUCAAGGUGGUCGAGAAGGACCAUGGCGACGAUGCCGCAAAGAAGCCCACCGGCCUCCGCAACAGGGCGCUCGCCCAGCAGCAGGCGUCGCUCAUGACGGCCAAGCGCGACCGAUUCGAGGUCGACCUCGGGCGGCACCGGCUGCCCUUCGCCGACCACGCGACCGAGCCCGAGGGUCGCAGGGAGCUGCAGGUGGUCCAGGUGGAGGUCGAGCUGCGCUACAUGAUGGAGAUCAUGCUGGCCCGGUCGUCGCUGUUCCGCAUCGAGACGGCCGAGGACAAGGCUAAGGUCGACGCCCAGCGCGCGGAGCAGGGCAACCGGUUCAAGUUCGUCUUCCCGGCGCUCUUCUCCUCGCCGCACUUCUGCGCCACCGAGUCGUCGCUCGCGCUGCACGUCGACGUCGAGGCCGCCUCGCCGAUCUUGUCGCUCGAGUCCCUCACCCACCCUCAGCUAGCCAUGACCCUCGACGGUGGUGACGGAGGCCUCAGCGCGAGCGGCGAUCUGCGGUUGGCGCGGGCGUGUCUGGACAAGGACUUCAUCCUGCUGGUCGCAGUGGAAGAGCCCCACCAACCUCGCGGGUGGAAGAUGUCCCUGCCGCUCCCGGUCGACACUGACGACCACCAGCAGCCGGCGGAAGACGUCUCCGCAGUGAUGCUGGCGCUUUGUCCCGACGUGAGCUCCACCGCCAGCGAGCCCACGCUGGGUACGAGCGGCGAUGCUGAGGUCUCGCCCCAGCAGGAGAUCAUCUUCAUCGUGGACCAAUCAGGCAGCAUGUCCGGGUCGCCCAUGGAGUCGCUGAAGGAGUGCCUCAACAUCGUGAUCCGCAGCCUGCCGCCCGCCACCACGCUCUUCAACCUGGUCGGGUUCGGCUCGAGCUACAAAAUCCUCUUCACCGACGAACAUGGCCGGCCGAAGGGGCAGGCGCUCAACCAGGAGACGUUCGACCAGGUGACCAAUUACAUCCGGUCGAUGGGCGCCGACAUGGGCGGGACCAACAUUCUCUCGGCGCUCGUGGCUGUGCUCGAGGGCCGGCACCAACCGGCGGACAGCAGCAGCUACCUGUACCUGCUGAAGCGAGACAGCGGCGCGCCGCCAAUGCUCUCCGCUGCCGGCAACUCUUCGACCCUGCCGCCGUUGCCUCCGCCCACGUGUCCGCGUCAGCUGUUCAUUCUGAGCGAUGGCAUGAUGGACAACAAGCGGGAGGACAUUCUCGACAUACUCCGCAAGCACUCGACCAACACCACCGCCUUCACAUUCGGCAUCGGCGGGACGGCUGAUGUGGAGUGCAUCAAGGCAAUGGCGCGAGCCAUGCGCGGCUCGGCCGAGUUCAUUUCCCACAAGCAAGGCCCCGACGAAGCCCAGCACGACGUCGACCAGGGCACCAACGACAUGGAGCAGGAGGCGGAGGAGGAGGAGGAGCUGCCCAAGGAGUGGCUGUGUCCCAUCACCGGCCAGCUGAUGCAGGAUCCGGCCGUCACCUCGUGCGGCCACCUCUUUGACCGAACGGCCAUCCACCAGUGGCUCACCAAGGAGUCGCUGACCACGGGCCGUUUCUGUCCCAUGUGUCACAACCCGCUCUCGCUGCGCGAGGUGUUCCCGUGCUACCCCAUCAAGUCGGCCAUCGAGGAGCACCUCUCGAAGCGCAAAAAGUCGUCGGCGGCGGCGGGCAGCUCGACGAAGAACGGCGACAGAAUCGCCGCCGCUGCAGCGCUUGGCCAGCCCUACCAGGCGCCCUUCCAGCCGCCGCCGCUCUUCGAGGGCGACACGCUGGUGGUCUACGCCUUGAUGCCCUCCACAACCGCAUGCGACUCUGCGCAAGUCACGGCUCGCGGUCCUCGCGGAGAGUCCAUUAAGGAGCGGGUGGUCCUGCGCACGCCCACUUCACAGGUGUCAACGCUGUUGCAUAGGCUGGCCGUGCGCGCGCUCAUCAAGGACUACCAGCAGGACAACAGCGUGUGGCACUACCGCUUCGCGCGCGUCAAGGACGAGCUGAAGCGCCCGGGCGCCGCGAUGUCUGUGCAGCACUACGCCCGAGCCGAGAUGACCAAGCUGGCGCUUCUCUACUCUGUGGUGUCUCCUCCUUCGUAUGCGCCCACGUCCCCGUCGUAUUCGCCGACGUCGCCCAGCUGGGAGCCGCGUGCCGAUCCGCAGGGCACCGCCGAUUGGAUGGACGGCGUGAGCGGCCUGCCCUUCCCCAUCACCACCAGCGGAUCCUUCCUGUCGCCGCCCCACAAACCCAGCUCGCCCCUAUUCGCCCACGUCGCCAAGCUACAGCCCUGCGUCGCCGGCCUACUCACCCACCUCACCCAGCUACAGCCCAACAUCGCCAGCCUACUCACCCACCUCACCAGCCUACUCGCCCACAUCACCUUCCUAUUCGCCCACCUCGCCCAGCUACAGUCCAACAUCGCCGUCGUACUCGCCCACGUCGCCGUCUUACUCGCCCACAUCGCCGGCCUAUACGCCGACGGCGCCCACGAGCCACAGCCCGACAGCGAACGCCUUCGGCGCGGUUCCGGCCAGCGCGCACCCGAGCGCGAUCCCAACCUACCCGUGUCUGUCGUCGACUCCGCACUCGGUGAGCUGACCCUAUCUACCGCGGCCCUGUUCAAUCGCAUCGUGAGCACGCAACAGUUCCAGGGCUGGUGGUCCGUGCGCGACCUGGUGCCCUCCUGCUUCUCCGAGCAAGACGUGAGCCUACUGGUCGCGGUGCUGCACGAGGCGUGGCGCAGCUUGCUGUCUGAGCGGACGAUGUGGGCGAGCGAACAAGGAAAGGAAAAGCUGGAGGACGAGGAAGACAAGGCCCUGCCGGCCAGCAGGGACAAGACGAAGGACUGGCCCAGGAUCGCUGUGACGGUGUUGGUGCUGCUGGAGCUGGAGUCGCCGGCGUUCGAGGCCAGGUUCGUGGUGUGGGAGCCGCUGGCCAUCCGAGCCCGCGCCUGGCUCCGGGCGGCGUUGGGGCUGCCCUCCUCGGCCGACCUCCUGCGCCUCAUCGCUUCCGUUCGGUCAACCGCACCCUAA